AUGAGGAGCGCGAGGACGCUGCGGGAGCUCGUCUCCAGACGGAGUCUACAUCACCACCAUCAUCACGCGCGCUCUGCGGGGAUCAUCGGAGCACCUUUCUGCAAGGGGCAGCCUCGAGACGGAGUGGAGAGAGGUCCGGACCUGAUCCGAGCCGCGGGACUGCUGCAGAGACUGCACGAGCAAGGCUGUGCAGUGAAGGAUUAUGGGAACCUGGCGUUUGAGGAGGUGGUGGACGAUGAGCCGGUGGGCGUGUUGAAGCGUGUGCGGGCGGUGGGCAGCGCCAACCGGAGUCUGUCGGAGGCGGUGCAGGCCGCGAAGAAGGACGGACACACCUCAGUGAUGCUGGGAGGAGACCACAGCCUGGCGAUCGGCUCCAUUCACGGCCACUCGGCGGCGGUCGGGGAGUUGAGUGUUGUUUGGGUCGACGCCCACGCAGACAUCAACACGCCGCUGACCACGUACACCGGAAACAUCCACGGACAGCCCAUGUCUUACCUCCUCCGCGAGCUGCGCUCAAAGAUUCCCGCCCUGCCAAACUUCUCGUGGAUCAAACCGUGCGUGUCGGCCAAAGAUCUGGUCUACAUCGGUCUGAGAGACGUGGAUCCAGCAGAGCAUUACAUCCUGAAGCUUCUGGGUAUAAAAGUGUUUUCCAUGUCAGAGGUGGAUCAGCUCGGCGUCGCCAAAGUCAUGGAGGAGACCUGCGACUACCUCUCUUCAAAAGUGAAGAAACCGAUUCACCUGAGUUACGACAUCGAUGCCAUUGACCCCUCUGUUACCCCGGCGACCGGGACGCCUGUAGUCGGAGGGCUCACCUACAGGGAAGGGAUCUACAUCGCUGAACACAUGUGUCAGACAGGUCUUCUGUCGGCGGUGGACCUGGUGGAGGUGAAUCCUCUGAGGGGUCAGACCGAAGAGGAUGUCCGCUCCACGGUCAACACAGCGGUGGAUGUGCUGCUCGCCUGUUUCGGGCGCCGCCGUGGGGGAAAUCACUCACCAGAUUACCACCUGCCCGAGCCUUGACAAGGGGACGACGCAGCUUCUCCGACCGCACUGAUGGACACCUGAACACAUCUGAUCACCUGCAGAGACUUAUGGGACAGCCAGAUUUUAACUUAAAGACCUCAGGGCUCCUGAUUUCAGCAGCGUGCACGCUCCUGUUUACCAAACCUUUAAACCAGGAGGUUAAUUUAAAAAAAAACAAUUCCCAAAUUAUGAAAUUUAUUGAUUAUUUCACUGAUUAGUCUUUAGACUGAAAGAGUAAGACUCACCUGCUAAGACUGCUUGUUUUGGUACAAAGAUAAUUUGUUAAUGUGAAAUAGAGCAGAAAUUUUUGGUCACUGCAGACUCAUCAAUGAAUUUGAUUCAGCUCCAUCAAAUGUAAAUUCAUUAAAAAAAUAUUGAAGACUGUUUUAUAAUCUGAAAAUGUAAUAAAAUGAU
Molecule: messenger RNA, 1437 nt
Organism: Plectropomus leopardus (leopard coralgrouper)
Lineage: Eukaryota; Metazoa; Chordata; Actinopteri; Perciformes; Serranidae
Gene: arg1
Product: arginase 1
Cellular component (GO): cytosol; nucleus; cytoplasm
Molecular function (GO): manganese ion binding; arginase activity
Source: RefSeq, a predicted model, not a curated record